AUGGGAUUAGCCAAAAAUCAGCCAAAACGUGUGUAUGUAAAUCUCCUCAACGGCUUGGGUAGUCAACAACACUUGGAGUGUCUACGCGUCCCCAAGCAUAAGGUAGAUUCAGAGAGCAGCAUCUUCAUGCUAAGGGCUACCCCACUAUGCCAGGCCACUCAUCGCAAGGUCAAGAUCGAGGAGACGACAGGUGGUCGCCGUUGGCCCUCUGCUGAUACGAACCAGGGCGCCAUUCUGAAGCUGAGUAUUCGCAUCUUCGUCAAAAUCAAUGGUAAGACGAAGAUCUCCAAUAUCACUACGAAAGCUUCUGAAUACACCCUCAACUCCCAUGCUGCUUCCUAA
Molecule: messenger RNA, 342 nt
Organism: Perkinsus marinus ATCC 50983
Lineage: Eukaryota; Perkinsozoa; Perkinsida; Perkinsidae
Exons: 2
Coding region: 1-342 (113 amino acids)
Source: RefSeq, a predicted model, not a curated record